GAUAAAACGUGCUUUUGUGUCUGGCAAGAAUCCGCAUUCCGCAAUAUUAUACUAUAAUUAACGCUAAUAAUAGUGCUGGUGUUUUUAUUUGAUUGAUAAACGAAGGAAAAGAGAGACUAUAAUAUAAUGGAACUAAUCCGGCCAGACCGACCAUCUAAGUGUACAUAUAAAGUAAAUGGGGAAAAUUCGCCGCAUACGAAACAAACGGAAUUUCCAAAUCGUAAGAAGAUAUUGCCAAAUAUUUUAAGUGCAAUUGGUCAAACACCUCUCGUUCGGCUUAAUAAAAUUCCCAAGGCUCAUGGGAUCAAAUGCGAAAUGUACGCUAAAUGUGAAUUUUUUAAUCCUGGAGGAUCAGUCAAAGAUAGAAUUGCGGAGAGAAUGAUCUCGGAUGCGGAGGAAAAGGGUAUAAUAAAACCGGGAUAUACAAUCAUUGAGCCAACAAGCGGUAAUACUGGAAUCGGUUUAGCCAUGGCCGCAGCGGUCAAGGGCUAUAAAUGCAUCAUCGUGAUGCCAGAGAAAAUGUCUAAUGAGAAAGUCUAUGUGCUUCGCGCUUUGGGUGCAGACAUAGUUAGAACACCGACCGAGGCUUCUUGGGACAGCCCAGAAGCGCAUAUCAGUGUUGCUCAAAAAUUACAAAAGGAAAUACCCAAUAGUAUUGUUUUAGAUCAGUAUACAAAUCCUGGUAACCCAUUGGCGCAUUAUGACCAAACUGGAACAGAAAUUUGGGAGCAAUGCGAUGGCAAAAUAGAUUAUGUGGUACUUGGUGCCGGCACUGGUGGGACCAUUUCUGGUAUUGGUCGAAAAUUGAAGGAAUUGUCGCCUAAUAUACAAAUUAUCGGAGUUGAUCCUAAAGGCAGCAUUUUGGCGGAACCUCCUGAAUUGAACGAGAACGGCGUUGGUUUUUACGAAGUAGAAGGUAUAGGCUAUGACUUCAUUCCUACGGUGUUAGAUCGUAAAGUGGUUGAUGUGUGGCUAAAAACUGAAGACGACGAAAGUUUAAAAGCGGCGCGUGAAUUAAUUAAACAAGAGGGAUUGUUGUGUGGCGGUAGCAGUGGUGCGGCACUCGCGGCGGCGUUAAAAAUCGCCAAAGGCUUGCCUGCGGAUAAACGUAUGGUUGUUCUUUUGCCAGAUAGUAUACGAAAUUAUAUGACGAAAUUUGUAUCAGAUCAAUGGAUGGAAGCUAGAGACUUUUUGGUGUCCGAACCUCCAACAGAAGCGAGUAAAAGAUGGUGGAACUUACCAGUAUCAAAGUUAUCAAUAAAGAAGCAUAUAAUAGUAAGAGGAAUGCCAUGUCAAAAUGUCGUGGAUUUCUUGAAAUCCUCUAAUCACAUUCAGCAAUUGUUAGUAACUGAUGCAAAGGAAACAAAGGUGCUAGGCGUUAUCACACUGGAUGCUCUUUUAUCCAAUUUAAUAUCCGGUUCGGUGAAUGAAACUGAUUUCGCUGAGAAAAUCAUGAAUAAACAGUUUACGAAGGUCACAGUCUCGACUACAAUCGGUAAAGUGUCACGUAUUGUUGAAAAAGAAUGCUAUGUUGUAGUUGUAGACGAUAAUGAUGCUCUAAUCGGACUUGUAAGUCGAAGCGAAAUUUUUGAUUUUAUUACCAAGGAUAAUGAUAGUAACGCGAAAUAAUAACAUAUCAUAACAUCUAUUUCAUGUUGUAUGUGAUCAAGAUUGUCACCUGUGUUGUGUGUUUAAAUAUUUAAAAUUGAUUACGUCAAGAAAUUUUGU
Cyphomyrmex costatus is the source of this 1728-nucleotide messenger RNA. It is a transcript of the gene Cbs, whose product is annotated as cystathionine beta-synthase. Bases 127 to 1629 code for a protein of 500 amino acids. Gene Ontology annotation, cellular component: cytoplasm. Lineage: Eukaryota; Metazoa; Arthropoda; Insecta; Hymenoptera; Formicidae. The record is from RefSeq and is a predicted model, not a curated record. Gene Ontology annotation, molecular function: cystathionine beta-synthase activity. The transcript is spliced from 6 exons.